Molecule: messenger RNA, 1870 nt
Organism: Arabidopsis thaliana (thale cress)
Lineage: Eukaryota; Viridiplantae; Streptophyta; Magnoliopsida; Brassicales; Brassicaceae
Product: Rho termination factor
Exons: 6
Coding region: 243-1670 (475 amino acids)
Biological process (GO): DNA-templated transcription termination; gene expression
Source: RefSeq, marked reviewed
AUCCAUUUGUAGCAAACCCGUUCACCGUUUGAACCGACCUCUUUCUCUCUCUCUACACUCUACUCUAAAUACUGCAGAGUGUUUUGUUCGUCGCUUUCACUGCCAGCCUUUUUUUUUCUCUCUCUCACUAAAUUCUCUCGCCGACCUUCUUCAAACCCUAGAAAAACGCUUAAUUUCUGGAAGAUCCAUCGACGAAGCUCACAACGAAUGAAUUUUGAGGCUUAUCGUAGUGAGUGACCACCAUGGAUGAUGAUGAUGAUCUCUGGGGUCCGCCACGAGUUUUUGUAGUUGUGCAAGACGAUACCUUUCGUAAACAGACCGUACGUCGUUGUGAAUUUUGGUUCGAUUUCAGAACAGAUGUGCUCGAAGAAAAUUUCCAGAACGAAAAGUAUUGUGAGCUAGUUUGGAGGAUAUUGACAGAGAAGAAGAGGCAAGUUACUGAAAUUGCUGAGCUUGAGAGGGUUUCAGUUUCAGUAUCGGCUCAAAAUGAUACGGCUUCCUCUGGGAGUGGUGGUGACUUGCAUGAGAUAGACUCUUCUGAUUCUGAUAAGACUCUCAGUACUACUCUUCCAGAUUCUGAUACUAGUUCUGCUAAACUGGCUCUUGAUGACGACGAAAACACUUCUAGUAUCAGCGAUGCUCAGACUGCUCAAACUGUUCAGAUCAGAGAUUCUAGUAACGACGACACUGAAGAUAUAGAGCCUGAAACAAGAUUGAUGCCUCAUGAGACAGCAGCUAAUGAUCCACUAACAGUUGAGGUUGCAGAAGAUGCAGAUACCUCUUCUAGCCCUGUGUUGGAAAGCAAGAUUGACGAAGCUGAAGAACAUUCUUGUUCAUCCUUGGUUACUGACCAAGUCUUUGAUCCUAUAAAGCAAGCCCUCGAGAACAAAUCUUCAUCUGCUAUAAGCCGUGAGAGUAUUGGAGGUUCCACACUGAGACCAUUGCAUUUAGAGACCCGGGAGAAGGCAAAUACUACAGACGAAGAUGGAGAUAUAUUGAAGGAUCACCAGCAAAACGAUAGCUUGCAAGACAUUGUAACUGUUUCGGAACCUUUUACCACAGAGUCUCUCUUAGAAAUGUGUGAUGAACCGGACAAAGGCAGAGAUAUCCCAUGUGGUGAGAGAAGCAAAAAAUCACAUCCUGAAGCUGUGGUGAAGACUGUAGUUAAAGACGAGCUGAUCAUAAGCUUGCUUACCGAGGCAAGAAAAAAGGCAGAGAGCAAGAAUCCUGGGUCAGUCCUUAUAAAGAAGAGACAGAGACAGUCUAAUAGCAGUGACAAUAAAGGCGCGAACACAAGUUUUAUCAGAAACAUCAAGCAGAAAGUACAAGGUGGAGCUGGUGAGAUUAAUAUUGAUCCAGUUAAAAACUCAACCCAGUCGACACCAAAGAUCAUCAGGGGUUCGAGUGUUCCCACACAGCAUGCAGAUUCGUUGUUGGAUUCUUCCAUGGACGGAAAAAUCCAGAGAGGUGGAAAAAAUGUAAGUGGCUCAUUGAUAUCAUUAUCCAUAAGUGAGUUGAAGAAGAAGACAGGCAAGGAAUUAAGAAGCAUAGCGAAGGAUCUGAAAGUACAACAUUACUAUAAGCUCAAGAAAGAAGAUCUGCUUCAACGGAUAACCAAUCAACUAAACCCCCAGUUAGCCGAUUGUACAAAGCAGAGAAUGGAGUCAUAACCGAUCUCAGUGGUAUAGUUAACAUUAGGCCUUACACAACAGUCCUUCUCUUUUGUUUCUUUGUCUCUAUGGUACAACCACUAGCUUGAGUAAUCAUACGGAGGUUGCUUGGCUUUAGAGUGCAGCGUUUCAAAUUAGUCUAAAGUAGAAUGCUUAUUGAGAUAAUGAAGUUGAUAUUUGCUUAGUAACUAAAAUCUGUG